This is a messenger RNA of Trichoderma harzianum CBS 226.95, 1262 nucleotides long. RefSeq lists its product as hypothetical. The record is from RefSeq and is a predicted model, not a curated record. Lineage: Eukaryota; Fungi; Ascomycota; Sordariomycetes; Hypocreales; Hypocreaceae. The transcript is spliced from 2 exons. Bases 190 to 954 code for a protein of 254 amino acids.
GCACCGCGCAGGGGCUUGUGGGCCGGUAAGGCUGGACGAUGCGUGAUCUUACGGUGGGAUCCUGGAGAUCCCGCCCAAUGCUACCUUGGUCUCCUAAUCAGGGGACCUGUAUGUCGGAGAUAUUUCAAAAGGGCUAAAUCGACACAUCAUCGCCUUAUCUCCUUUUCCCGCGGCUGAACGGUAGUAUCGAUGACAUUCCGACAGGGAAUUUCUCACUGCGGCGGCUGUCUGCUAAUACUCCUUGCGGCAAUUGUUACGACUAGAGGUGUGCUUGUCCGAGAGCCAUCAAUUCGACGUCUGCUGCACCUCUCUCACGGAUCUGUUGGCGUCACAGCAGCAAGAGACGAGGUAGAAGCAAGAUUGAGCAGAACAAGCCAAUGCAGUUGGUCCUUGUAUGAGGCUCUGCUAGUCUUUCAUCAUGGAUCGUCGUCAUCCAUCACAUGUGCGAUGGUCCGCGUGGGGCGCCGGUACCUGGAUCGGGGACCCUGCGAUGUGAAUCUCACCAUUUCAACCGCCCAAAGUCCGAGACAGGCGUGCUUGGAUAUCCCACUUGUGGGAUCGGCCGACAAUCUACGUUCAGUGAGCCAAUGUUAUUCACAUAAUCUGAUGAUGUCGACUGCAAGGGAUUUGAUGAUUACACACGGAGCGUUGAGUCAUCAAGGUUGGCCGACGGGGAAUGCAUCGCCUAAACAUACAACCGUACGGGCUGUCAGCGACAGUGGUAGUCGUUUCGUCUUCUCGCUUCGCACCCCCGCUCGAUUACGAGUGCAUUGCCACAGGAAAGACGAAAGAAAGCAGAUGCGGCCUGGAUUAAAUUCCAGUCAUGAAGCCAUGGAUUGUCGAUGUUUUACUUGUGUCAAGUCUUGUACUUUGAUACAAUGCGGCAUGUCUUUUGUUUUGUGGCAUCAACACCACUUGCAAGAUGCGGAGAACCUGGUCCUGUCGCCUCCUUAGUCUUGCACAUCAGCUCGACCUCGGCGGCAUGUGGCGACGGGCAUAGGCGAAUGCCGCUGGAUAGUCGGGGCGCAAACCUGAGCGGAUACACUUUUACACUCGUAUGGACCUGAGACCGCCUUCUCUUGUCGCUUCCUUGAAGAAUAUGCAUGGUGGUUUACGGAGUCCGAAGAGUACUGCCAAGUGUGGCUUCGAUGGAAUGUCAUGUUGAAACGCCUCCCCCAGGCAGAGGCGUAAAGACGCCGGUUUUGGCAUUUGCAAACACGGUGCUUCAUUGGAGGCAGCCAAUGGGGAUUGAAGUGGUAUUU